CAACUUCUGCUCAGGGCUUUGUUCAAACAGUUUGUUUUUUGAAUGCUGCAGAACAAGAUUCCGUUCCGAUGUGAUGAUCAUGUUACCAGUUCAACACCGGACUGCAGACAUGUCUCAUUUAAGACAACUGAAGAGGCUUUCGUUGAACCAUGGCCUCUGGUGCCUGCUCCUGUGCUGUCUGGCACUGCUUAUAUGGUUAUCCAGCAACUCCGGGUGUGACAGCUUUCCACUCAAAGACCCCUACCAGAGGUUUUCAAAUACGGUUCAGCGCCCUACUUCUUACCAUGACCGAUUGAACAACAUAAUUAAACCAAUUAAAACCAAAGAAAGAAUUACUGUACCUCCUAAUGUACUUCCUCCUGUGUAUACUACCCUACCUCCCAAGGGUCUUCAGUUCCAUCAAGCCUACCCACGUAACUACCACUUCAUAAUGGAUAACAAAGAAGUCUGCAAGACCAAUACCCCCUUCCUGGUCUUGUUGGUUCCAGUGGCACCUAAGAACGGGGCGGCUCGGGACGCCAUCCGGCAAACGUGGGGCAAAAACAGCGAGGUUCAGGGGGAUGUGGUGCUCACCCUGUUCAUGCUGGGCCUUUAUAGAGGAGCCGAUGUGGAUGUGGUGCAGGAGAAACUCCAACAAGAGAACCUACUGCACCACGACUUGAUCCAGAGCAACUUCCUGGACACUUACCUCAAUCUGACCAUCAAAACCAUGGUGAUCAUGGACUGGCUGGCCACUCGCUGCCCCAAAGCAGUGUACGCCAUGAAGGUGGACUCGGACAUUUUCCUGAACAUUGACAAUUUAGUGAUGAUGCUACAGAAGCCAGACAUCCCUAAGCUGAACUACCUGACCGGGAUGCUCAUGUGGCACAGGCCGGUCAUCCGAUCAAAGAGCUCCAAGUGGUACGUCCCUGUGGAGAUGUACCCAGAACCUUUCUACCCCACCUACACUCUGGGAAUGGGAUAUGUCUUCUCCAACGAUCUUCCGAAGAAGAUUGUGGAGGCUUCAAAAUCGAUCAAUCACUUUACCAUAGAGGACGCUUAUGUUGGAUCUUGCAUGAAAAAGCUGGGACUUUCGCCCCGAUCUCCACCCAAUCCGUCCCAGUUCGGGGCCUAUAACCGGAAGUAUGAUCGCUGCCAAUAUUCCAAGAUCAUCACUUACAUCCUGGAGUCUCCCAAACAGCUGGUGGAUUACUGGACAGACUUGAAGAGGCCUGAACCCCCUUGUUAGGACACUGACACAUCACCUGGAUGCAGGAAACUGGAAGGUUGAUUUAUUUGUGUGUUUCUUUUGGGGGGGCCAAUAGCUCAAUCUGUAUGGAUUGGAAAUGGGAGGAUCGCCGGUUCCUAGACUGGACAACGUACCAAGUGUUAACUGGUACCAUGUACCAUUCUACCUCCGGGGCACUGCCAGGUGGUGUUUUUAUUGCCUUUGAGCAUGGCACCAGACCCCAAACUGCUCUGAUAACAACAGAAAUGAGAAUUUGUGAUCACCAAUGGGAAAACAGGUUUUUCAUCUGCAUUAAAGAAAUGGUCAUCAUGAGGUACUUUCAUGACUUUUGACAAGCUAACCAAUCAGAGCAGAGUGGGCUCUGGAUUCAGAUAGAGGGCGAAAUGAUGUGCUGCAAAUAAAGAGCCUUUUAAACAUUAAAGCAUGGAGACAUGUCCCAGUAAAAAAUGAAUACUAAUAUACACCUGAACAUCAGCAGGAGUUUUUUCUUUUAAAGCUUGAUCUGGUUCUGGCUUAGUUUCACACCUUCGGUCCCCCAUAGCAGAGACACAGGUAUAUAUGGAAUGCUUAUCACCAUUAGCAGAGAAGAAGAAGGAACCCUUACUGGUCCCACAGAGGGGGACACCACGGUAGCACUCUUUCGGGGAUUUGAAUUGGUGACCUUCCAGUUCCCAGGCCACAUGUAUGCUCUCUCUAUAGUUAACUUUAAAUCUUUAACCUAAUUGCUGUAUGGUUUGGUUGUAUUUUCAAACUUUAAUAUAUACAGCUCCGGAAAGAAUGAAGAGACCACUGCAGCAUAUCAGUUUCUCUGGUUUUUACUAUUUAUAGGUUUGUGUUUGAGUUAAAUUAUAUAUAUAUAUAUAUAUAUAUAUAUAUCUUUUUAUUGUAUUCUAUAAACUAUUGACAACACUUCUCUGUGUUGGACUUCAACAGACAUUGGAAUGGCUGCCAUACAUACAUGAAGAUUUAAGAAACAUUUGGAGUGGUCUCUUCCUUUUUUCCCGAGCUGUGUGUUAAUACCACUUUUUAUUCUAUUUUGACAGUUUUUUGUUGCAGUGUUAUGAGUUUGUUCGUGUUAUCCUGAUCCAUAUUAGUAAAAAUAUGCUUCUAUUUGUCACGAUAUGUGUUGUCUCGUUCAUACUACCAAAUCAAAUUAUUGUCACCCAUGUUAUUAUGUAAGUAAAAUCCUAUUUUUUCAGAUGUUUUAUUCCACCACUAGGUGCUGCAGCAGGAUAAGAUGAAUGCUGACCAGCAGAGCAAGUGGAUCCUGCAUCUAUAUUAAAACAAUGGAUCUAACCCUGACCCCGACCCUGACCCUCUCAUCUCCAGAGAGCCACCUGGUACAAAACCGUUUUAUGUUUCUUUGGUUUAAAAAAAACUUGUUAAUGCACAUAUUGCUCCAAACAUCCCCCAGAUCAGGGUUUCAGAAGUACAUUUUUAGCUUUAACUGAAUUGUAAUUUUCUUAAAAGGCAUGACCUAUUGGUUUCAUGGGGCUGAGGGUAAUAACAUUUGUUAAUAGCCCUUUUCAUUCUGUUUAGCCUCCAGGGGCUUAGAGGUCUAUUGAUCAGGUAUUGCAAAACCAACUACUCAAGCAGUGAGACUUGUUUUGGAUGGAUUAGUCACUGAAGCAGGAGGCUUUCAGUCCUUACAAAGAGAAGUCCCUUAAGUGUUUUGGUGGCUCAAAAUCAUGUUAUCUCUUAACAAUCACUGAACACGUUCCCUUCAUUGAUGCAUACAGCUCUAAACUGUAUGUGGCCACCGUCGCUUUUCCCUGUGGAACAAGUGACUUACCUUAUAGUGUAGCCUCCACCCUUCUGGUUUCAGCCUUUGCAGCAGAUAUUUAUGCUUUGACAUGGCUUGAAUCCAACUAAGUGUCCAACUCCAUGUAGACGCAUACAGCAUAUCCAAACAUUACAAAAUGUUUUAAGGUUUGUUUGAGAUGAGCUUUGCUUUGCUUUGUAGGUAAUACAAAUAUUAAAGAUGCAGGGGUAAACUAAAUGAAAGUAGUAGGACAGCCUGGUUCAUUUAAGGAGAAAAUGAGAUAGAAGCCGCAUUUCCCCCCUUUCAUAAUGGACAACAACUGACCAACCACUGACCAAACUGAAGAAGAUAUAAAGCAGCAGCAGCACAAAUGAGUGUGAGUCAGGUGUGUGUUCUUACUAAAUCCAUACAUGAGGGUGUUUGUAAAAGGAAUACCACCUUUUCGUUAUCCAAACCGUUUCGUUUUUUGAAAAAUGUUCACUUUUUGAUAAUGCAUAAAUACAGGGGUUUUUUUUAUGUAAAAUAUUACCCUACCCAUCAAAUACAUGCAAUGCUGUUUAAAUUUGUGGAUAAAAACAUUGUGCAAGUAAAUUGAUAAUGAAAGUGUGUUUAAUCAACUUGUUUGGGAGUUAGGUAAAACUUACAGAGCUUAUGUGAGAGUUUCAUCACAAGCUAAAAUCUCCCAUUGAGCACUCAACUUGAUUUACUAACCCCCCAGGCUUUCCUUGUCGAAUCAACAAGUUUUGAAAAAAAAUUAAAACAUUGACUUUCAAUACAUAUAUUAUUUCAACAGAUUUCCCACAACUGUGUUAGGGUUAGUUGAAAGCAUUAAUAGUAUGUUCGGAUACAAAAUAUUAGGUUCAACGUUGCCUUAGGUAGCUAACUUUGAGGCUAUAAAGAAACCUUUUUGAGAGUCUGAUUAACGAUCUGUUCCCAUUUAUACUCAAAAGCAUUAUUGGGGUCCAUCAUGGUUGUUGGGCGAUAUGGCCAGUCAAGGAUAGGUCUCCCUGCAGGACAGAAACGCUUUCCUAUACCAGAUUUGGAUAAGCUUUUAAAUUCAGACAAUAAAGCUGAAAGCACACAGUUCUGUAGUGUGCCAGAGGAUUAAGUUUUCCCUUAAUUGAAAAGCGUCUGUCAUCUCUAAAAAUACAUUAAUACAAGGCUUAAAUCAAAAGGUGAAAAGCAAGUCAAGGCAAAACUGAACAAAACGUCCCGACAAACAACAUACAAGGAGCCAACAAUGACUGAAGGAAAAUCAGGACUUAAAUAGAAUCUGAAGUAAUGAGGGGAUGAAGUGCAGGUUUUCAGGAGGUCAGGUGGUUGCAGGGCAGAUGGAGAACAGGUGCAACUCGUUAGGCCAGGACAGACAAUCAUAACAGGUGGAAAAACACACAAAGGCUGCAAGACAUCACACACAACAUUUCAAAACCAAAAAAACCUAAACUAAACGCUAGGAUCAUGACAGACCUGGAAGCAUUCCUAAAAAGCAUUCAAAAGUAGCUUACACACCUGUGCCAGGUCCACAAAUAAAAUACUCCACAUUAACCAAACACCAACAACAACUGACCUUUGAACAAAUCACAUGUGUUUAGAAAUGAACAAUUGUAUUCUACGCUGGAUGAUGUGUUCGGAAUUUCCUCAUACUGUACGGAACAACCGUACAGUAUAGUGUUUACAUAAAAAGAUAUGCUCAAUUACUCACUUUUUAAUACUCUCUACCCUUUAUAUGAUUCAAAGACACUUCUACGUUUAAAUAAUACCUGUGUUGAAAUUUGAAACUGACCAUGAAUAAUUGUCAAUGAACCGCCUGGCUAUCACAUGAAAUAUAAACAUUUAGGACACAUCGUAAACCUUCUCUGCUUUUUUCAUGAUAAAGCAAUAAUUGUCUAAACAAUAUCAGCAUUGGUGUUACCGUAGAACUGUAACAGGAAGAUCAAAUAUGGGGGCCAAUUUGCGCCAAAAAUGUCCUUAGGUAUUCUGUUUUCCAAUGCAAUUUGUUGUCUUUAUUUUUACAUUUUCUUGUCACUACAUUAUAUUUUUACUUGGUUAUCGCUUUGCAUUUGCAUUUAUUUGACUUUGUUUCCUUUUCAUACAUGCUGAUGACAUACAUCUUUAAUAAACGGACACAAAUA
Eleginops maclovinus (Patagonian blennie) is the source of this 5122-nucleotide messenger RNA. Its product is annotated as beta-1,3-galactosyltransferase 1-like. The transcript has 2 exons. Gene Ontology annotation, cellular component: Golgi membrane. The record is from RefSeq and is a predicted model, not a curated record. Bases 74 to 1228 code for a protein of 384 amino acids. Gene Ontology annotation, molecular function: N-acetyl-beta-D-glucosaminide beta-(1,3)-galactosyltransferase activity. NCBI's taxonomy places the organism in Eukaryota, Metazoa, Chordata, Actinopteri, Perciformes, Eleginopidae.